GCAAUCCAGUGCCCUAACGUCCACGGUAACAUCACCAUCCCCCUCUCCAUAUCGUUAGAUCACUAGUCCACACGUACAACCGUACUCGUGACCGUAGCCAAUCAAAUCUCAAAAGCAUCCACUUUACACACUGAAAUGUGUGAACUGUGAACCGUUAAAUACCUUCCACCGCCUCAAACUCCCACCGUCGUCACCGGAAUAUCUGAUCGGAAUACCAGAUCUAGUCGCCGGAGAUACAAUAACAGACACUAAACUUACAAUUUCAGAUAAACGCGAAGAGAAAUGGCAACGGCGAGAGUAGAUCUGGACGGAAACACGAUAACUCCGAUGACAAUAUGCAUGAUCGGCGCCGGAGGUUUUAUCGGCUCGCAUUUGUGCGAGAAGCUGAUGGCGGAGACGCCGCACACGGUGUUAGCCGUUGAUGUGUAUAAUGAUAAGAUCAAACACCUGCUUGAACCGGACUCUCUUCCGUGGAACGGUCGCAUUCAGUUCCACCGGCUUAAUAUCAAGAACGAUUCUCGUCUCGAAGGACUCAUUAAGUGCUCCGAUCUGACUAUAAAUUUGGCAGCUAUUUGCACUCCCGCGGAUUACAAUACACGUCCUCUUGAUACUAUCUACAGCAAUUUCAUUGAUGCACUUCCUGUGGUUAAGUACUGCUCCGAGAACAACAAGAGGCUCAUUCACUUCUCUACGUGUGAAGUAUAUGGCAAGACAAUAGGUAGCUUUCUUCCCAAAGACAGCCCCUUACGUCAGGAUCCUGCUUACUACAUUCUCAAAGAAGACACAUCCCCAUGCAUCUUUGGCUCAGUUGAGAAGCAGAGAUGGUCGUAUGCAUGUGCUAAACAAUUGAUAGAGAGGCUAAUAUACGCCGAGGGUGCAGAGAACGGUCUCGAGUUCACCAUAGUAAGACCUUUCAACUGGAUUGGCCCUAGGAUGGAUUUCAUUCCCGGAAUCGAUGGUCCCAGUGAGGGCGUUCCAAGAGUUCUAGCCUGCUUUAGCAAUAAUCUCUUGAGAAGGGAGCCUCUCAAGCUUGUGGAUGGCGGUGAAUCACAAAGAACCUUUAUUUACAUCAAGGAUGCCAUUGAGGCUGUUCUUUUGAUGAUUGAAAAUCCAGCAAGAGCUAGUGGUCAUAUCUUCAAUGUAGGCAACCCUAACAAUGAAGUUACAGUCAGACAACUUGCUGAAAUGAUGACUAAGGUGUAUUCGAAAGUAAGUGGAGAAGAGGCAAUAGAGAGUCCCACCAUUGAUGUCAGCUCCAAAGAGUUCUAUGGAGAAGGUUAUGACGACAGUGAUAAAAGAAUUCCAGACAUGACCAUCAUAAACAAACAAUUAGGUUGGAAUCCCAAGACAUCCCUUUGGGACUUGUUGGAAUCGACACUUACAUAUCAACACAGGACAUAUGCUGAAGCCAUCAAGCAAGCAAUUGCAAAACCAACAGCAAAUUAAAAAUGUAAGGAUACUUGUUCUGCGUCGUUUUGGUUCUUUUUUCAUAGUCAUCAUCGUAUAUCUAUCUGGUUGAGGUUCGGGUUCGUUUUCUCAUAUAUACACAAACAUUAUAUUUCUUUCAUACACAUUUAUAUCAACAGUUGCUAAGAGAAGUUUGUACUUGUAAUGUCUAAGGAAAUCUGAGUGUUUUGUGUUGUAUUCUUUUGUUAGAGAGAUAUUAUUUGUGCUAUAAUUUAUUAUUUAUUUGAACUAAUUCAGCUAA
Messenger RNA from Helianthus annuus (common sunflower), 1708 nucleotides. Its product is annotated as UDP-D-apiose/UDP-D-xylose synthase 2. Gene Ontology annotation, molecular function: carboxy-lyase activity. The coding region runs from base 283 to 1446 and encodes 387 amino acids. The transcript is spliced from 9 exons. The record is from RefSeq and is a predicted model, not a curated record. Lineage: Eukaryota; Viridiplantae; Streptophyta; Magnoliopsida; Asterales; Asteraceae.